AUGUCCGGAAGAGGUAAAGGAGGCAAAGGUCUUGGAAAAGGAGGCGCAAAGCGUCACCGCAAAGUUCUUCGUGAUAACAUCCAGGGUAUCACCAAACCUGCGAUUAGGCGUCUAGCUCGCCGUGGUGGUGUGAAGCGAAUCUCUGGUCUCAUCUACGAGGAGACCCGUGGUGUGUUGAAGGUUUUCUUGGAGAAUGUAAUUCGUGAUGCCGUUACCUACACCGAGCACGCAAAGAGAAAAACUGUGACCGCUAUGGACGUCGUCUAUGCUCUGAAACGCCAGGGUCGUACUCUAUACGGUUUUGGUGGAUAA
Alosa alosa (allis shad) is the source of this 312-nucleotide messenger RNA. RefSeq names its product histone H4. Bases 1 to 312 code for a protein of 103 amino acids. Gene Ontology annotation, molecular function: DNA binding; protein heterodimerization activity; structural constituent of chromatin. Gene Ontology annotation, biological process: nucleosome assembly. The record is from RefSeq and is a predicted model, not a curated record. Gene Ontology annotation, cellular component: nucleosome. Lineage: Eukaryota; Metazoa; Chordata; Actinopteri; Clupeiformes; Clupeidae. The transcript has a single exon.